Molecule: messenger RNA, 10256 nt
Organism: Porites lobata
Lineage: Eukaryota; Metazoa; Cnidaria; Anthozoa; Scleractinia; Poritidae
Source: the annotation of a GenBank genome assembly
AUGGCGGCGGCAACGACAGAUAUUGCUCCGACUGAAAUCAAUCCACAUUUGGUUUUUAACCCUCAAAAGAAUCAAUUUCAAUGGAACAGUGACUUACACUGGACGAAAAAAUGAAUUUACUAGGGUAGCCAAAUUACAGCAAAUGUGUAGCAAAUACCACAUUUGCACAAUUUUGCGCAAGAGCAAAGACUGAUAUUGCACUAGAUUUGCUAUCCGUAGCAAUGACGGUAAAUGCCACAUUUGCACAACAUUUACAUCUUGGUGCAAAGAUAAUGGGCAGCCCUGGAUUUGAGGGUCAUUUGCAGAUGGUUCAAAUGUGUAGGGAAAUAUGUUUCUUUGAACUAUAUUUGCACAUUACGCAAAUGAUAGCGCAAAUCUGCUGUUUUGCGCAGCUUUUCCUUUAGAUGUAAAAGCAUGUAAACCUGUUAUUUUCAGAACGUUUACCCAGCUUUGCAAAUGUGAGCGAAGUAUCUCAUUUGAACAAUGUUUGCUUGGGUUACCAUGGGUGAUCAGAUUUUCAUAAUUGAACCAGAUUGCUUUGCACAGCAAAUGUAACCAAACUCUUUGUAUUAAACAUGUUUGCUCACGAAGCAAAUGUUAGCAAACCUAAAUUUUGAACAAAUUUUCUAGGGUGUGCAAAUUUGAUCAAACACAGAAUUUUGGUUGUAGCGGCAAAUGUGGUCAAAAGUCAAGUUUUGAACAAAGUUGCUUGGGCAGCAAAUCUGAUCAAACUGUUACUAUUGUACAAUUUUUCGCUCAGGUAGCAAAUGUAAUCAAAUUCUGACUUUAAUUUGGUUAGCAAAUGUCAUCAAACCCAUAAAAUUGAGCAUGUUUUCUCAAGUGGCAAAUGUAAAUUCCAAGGUUUAAACGAGUUUACUUGGGUUGUAGCAAAUGCGAUAAAAUUUUUAAAUUAUUUUUAAUUAUAACAUGGCUCACUUCAGGUUCUUAACAAGUGGCCAUAAUUAAUCUUGAAGUUUAUAGCUUCAAACAUUAAAGUUACUGAAAGAAAUUCUAGCAGUGACAUCCCAUUAAUGUUCAAAUGAUUUAUUCCAUAAACCAAAGUGGCUUACACAUUAUUACAGACUUUACAAACUACAGUAUACAGCUGUACAUACAGCUCUUCAUAUCAAGUUCGUUAAUGUUUACUUGUCUCCACUCUAUGCUCUAUCAGAUCAUUACUAACGAUUAAUAUGAUAAGAAAAGUGUUCUUCAUCUAAAUGUGUAAGAUAUUCUACAUACAGCUGUAGGUGUUUCAGAGUUGCCACAAACCUAUUUCAGUUGUUUAGGUUUUUGCAACUCAGAAACAGGUUAAAAAUCCUUUUACCCUUGGACCAAUAUUUACUUAUGACAAGACUAUUUCUUACUUAAACUUUUGUAUCUAAGGAAAAAAUCCUGUUCCAACUAAAUGGAACCCUCAAGACACCAUUUUAAUAAAUUAGUAUUUUUGUAUUUAUUGCUAUUUACAGAUUAAACAAAAUUUGAUUCUGGUGGCAUUUUUUUCUUUAGGCUCUAUUAGAAUGGAAGGCCUAAUUCUUGCUACCAAUUUACAAUUUUUGCUGGUAUAACAACUGGGUUAUAGCAUUUAGCAAACUAAGAAAUAGUUUAGGUACAUGUAGCUAUUCAAAUUUAGAUCAGACUUCUUUAACUCCAUUUUUGUUGCUAAUGGUUUCUGUAUAGUAUUGGAUAUGCUCUUAGAGGAAGUACCAGUCGGAGCUUCCAGUACUUGCCCUGUUCUAAGAAAAUUGAGGGUCAUUAAAGUAAUGACCAGCUGUAAGUAUUCCACAGCAUGUCAACAUUACCAUUUUCACUGUAGUUGGUCCCAAUGAAAGAAGCUAAUAAUUAUUUUAAACUCAGUAUACAUGUACAUGUAGUACAAAAGGUUGAUCUGGCUAGCCUGCAAAAUAACUACACUGCUGUCUCUCAUUACUCUUUUUCCUGAGUCAUGUUGCAAUCCUUUGCAAAAUUCCAUACUAAAUCAUGACAAAAAGCAGGGUGUACCUAAAUUUGUUUUGUUUUUUGUUCAAGUAGAUCAGUUGCAAUUGCUGUAAUCGGUAUACAUGUACUGUGAGGUGGUGCCAGCAGAACUCAAAUGCCUCCAGUUAAGCAAAUAGAUUUAAAAGAAACAUUUGUACAUUAAUUGGCCUUUUUAACCUGCUGACUGGUACAUUACUUGCAAACAAUAGCCAAAGGAUUCUAAUGAAAAAUUUAUCACAUCAACCAAUUUGAUCUACCUGCCACCAGAAUUCUCAGGACAAAUCAACACCAUCAGGAUUUGUACUCUUUACACAGAUUUAUCUUUUUCUAAAAAACAGUGUCAUAAACAGAGAGUGAUUAAAGGAUUACUGUAUUGGCAGAGCUACAUAUACAUGUACCUGUUAGUGUAAGUAUGACCAGUCAUAAAUAAUCUGGAAUUUCUUUAAGAGCAUUGGAUUAAAUUAUAUUUCCUUAUCACAAAGCAAAUUCAGGAGCAUUAUCUGGGGCCUCCUGCUCUGAGGAGAAGCCAUUCCUCCUUUCUAUUGUCAUUGAGUAAUGACAGGCUUACAUGUGACUGUUUUCAGUUUGCUUUACUGUUCAGCUAGGCAAAGAGGUUUUUACAGGCUAAGUUGUUGACUCCUCCAUGCUAGAGGCCUCCUGCAAAGCACUUUUAUCGGAUUUGUCAUCUCCUUGGUCUGUAUUGCCUUGCUCUGAAGACAUGUACUCCACAUUCAUACAAGCUUUAAACUUACAACAAUCCUUCUUGGAAAUAGAGGUUGACUGGAAAAGGGUUGUCUCUAGCUUUUUCUGCAACAAACAGAAAUUAUACAUAAUUGAGACCAUUAAUAUUGAAACUAAAGCUGUAGAUACUAUUGUCCUUUUCUGUCUAAAUAUUCCAGCCUUUUAUAAUUAUAGCAUAAAGGUUGCUUUUAAUAUUACAUGUAUUAUUACUGGCUGUAGUCACACUAGGUGACUAAACUUACUUAUUUCCUGAGUUAACUGAUAUCAAAAUUAACUAGUUUAAACAAAUAUUGCUGGCUCGUAACUUUCAUGUCUCAAAUCUAACCCCAAGCGGUCAUCAUAAUCCUGAUUACACUGUACCUGUUAAAACUAAGACCUUUGAGCAAAAACAAAACGAAAAAAUGAAUGCUAGAAACCCUUUUGUAACAAGACAAUUGACUCCAGGUAAAUCAUUGCAUUAAUUUUAUAGUGAGUGUCCCACUACAUCACUACCAUAACAACAUUAUUGACAUAUUACUUAAAACUUCAUGGACCUGCUUCUUCUGCAAUAUUGCCAUCACUUACAGUGUAUCUUGGGAACAAAAGUUUAAUUAUACUAUAAUUGCCUCAUAUGAGGGAAUCCAAGACAGUUUUAGAUUCUGGAUUCCACGCUGCGGAUUCCGGAACCUUUUUCAGUGGAUUACUUGGUUUCUGGAUUCCAAUUGUUUGACCCAUAUUUCAGGUUUCAAAGCUCAGAAUUUAGGAUUCCACAACAAAAAUUGCCCGAAUUCUGGAUUCCAUAAGCAAAAAUUUCCUGGAUUCCAGAAUCCCUUACAUGGGGUGAUCAUAAAAAAGAAUCAGUGAAAGCAGGGUACCAUGAUCUAAAUUCUAGCUACUCUAUGUUUUCAGCACCAUGGCAGUCACUGCCUUUACUCCCCUUUUAAAUUUUGGAAAAGCCUUUGGAGAAAGUAGGCACUAGAGGAUAAGGUUAUUUUUGGCCUUAGAGGGGAAUUAACACUUGCUUCAAUUCUUAUUAAAUUUUCCAAGACCAUUUAUCUGAAGAGAACAACCAAAUAAAAGAUUACAGUAUUUUUUACAACAACAGGACAAAUAAAGUUUCAGGAGUGGAGGUGAGUCCUUGUUGAUUACUGAAUAUUGGGAAUGCAAAUGUAAGUAUUAUCAAAUAGCAUCAUUAUGGCUUAACAGUAACAAUGAACAUUACUUUCUUAUACUUACUGAGCAUUUCUUUUACUCCCGAUAAUUUAGUUGCCCCCUCAGCAUUUGUUUGUCCUUGCAUUUCUGCUAACAGCAACGAUUCACCGAAGUCUAUGUACUAAGUACUCACGGCUGCUUUUCUUGGAUCCACUCGUUACUACUUGAUCGUCGCCGAUGGAGCUAUCUAGAUGUCUUUCAUGGUGGAUAAGUGCAAUUUCGUUUUCGUCGAACGGUCUAUAAGUAUGCAGUUCCCUCGAGUUCGAGCGAUUAUUUUUAUAAGUUCUUCGAGGACACAUUCGUUCGAUAAAUUCGAACAAAUAAGACUGACCGAUUCCUCCAUACUCGACAGUCAACCCCACAAAGAAGGAAAAUUCGAAACCUCUUGAUAAAUAUGGUGUCAAACGUAUGAAGUAAAAGCUGAUGGCAAAUCGAUGGCAAUGGAACGUCGUAACGGUCGACGAACUUUGGGCGCAAUUUCAAUUGUUGUGCCUCGUUCUCGAACGGUUAUGCAGACUGUCGCUGACCAGCACCACUGAGGCGCAAGUGUUGGGAAAUCGGGCGCGCGGUCUUUUGACGAUUUGGCGGGAGGAAGAGAUUGCCUAUGUUGCUGGAUUUUUUCUCAAGGAUAUUCGAAAUUUAAAAGGUAAAGUCGAUGUAUUUUGCUUUGUAUAUCGUGCUUCUACUGCCACAUCUAUGUUAUAACCGGGAAUAAACUACAUUUGUAUCCAUAUUUACAUUUGUAGCAUUUAUGUGCACGCGUGUCGCGUGCGUAUUGCAGUGAUCCAGCUGAAAAAAGCCUCGUUGAAAAAUUUAAGUGGUGUUAAGUCAGCAAAAUAUGUAAUUAUGCAAUGUUAAAAUGCUAAUUUAUUGGUAUUUGGCAGAAGUAGCUCAAGAUUAAUUGCUUGAGUAAUUCAUACUACCUCUGGCGCUAUAUUGACAUAUUGAGCGUAUACAUGUACAUGUACCAUUGAUUUUGACAGGGGUAGGGUGGAGCCUUUAUUUUAUAUGCGUUACUGUCAUUUUUUCCUGUUUUGUUUUGUCAUGUUUUCAUAUACGAGGUUGUUUUGUUUAUAAUAGUUUAUAAUGCUACAGCUGUACAUGUAAGCUGAGUCCAAAGGUCGAAAAUGCUAAAAUGUGCCAGAUGUGUAUUUAUAAUGUUCAUAAAGUUAAUGGCAACACAAGUAACACAAUUCAUUUAAUUUCACAAUAUUAUCAAUAAAGGUAGAAUUUCCAGUUAUAUUUAGUGGGUUUAGUGACUUUUUUGUACAUUUGUUUCAGAUUUUUCCUUGAGUGGUACAGGCGUUAGUUCCAAUGUUCUUGAAAUUGAGUUGCAUCACCUGAACUCUCCAAAAGAUAAAGAGGUCAAUGAAAUACAGGUUCAACAUGGGGAAGCUGUUUGUGGUCUGUGCAUGAAGAAAUGCUACAGGGGUAUUCCAGUGGGUCUCAAUUUAUUUACAGUAAUCAUUUUUUCCUCUUCACAAGAUAACAGAAGUGAAGCUUAUAUACUGAAUGCUCCCAUCCAUGAAUACCCCAUCUGUUUGGGGUAAAUGUCACAAAAAAGAAACCUCACGUGUACUUCCUUGUGUUAUAUUUUUACCAUCUUUACAAUAUUAUUUUUCUUGUACUUUGUGUCGUGCCCUGCUAAGUAAAUCCAUGUCCCUUUCACAGUGUUCUGUGGGGAACAUAAUGUACUGAAAUUGUGUGAAGCUAUAGAACAUUUGCACUCAUAGAGGUUUCCCCACAGAGAUAUAAAGAGUGACAACAUUAUUCUUACAGAGGUAAACAAUAUGUACCACCCAAUGCUCAUUGAUUUUGGAGAGGCUAUCUUGCUAUCGGAUGCCCCUUCAAAACAGCAGUCCAUGACUGCUCACUAGCACUGACAUAUAGCUUCAGAAAUAUGCCUCAGAUAUCAUGUUUUCACUUGGCGUUAAUAAGUCAUGGCAAAAGUUAGUGGCAAAGUGAAAGCAGAAAGUCAUUUUGUGGAAGGGCAAAGAAAAUGCCUUCAGACAGAUCCAAAGUUGAGAUUUACUAUUUCAUGUCUUCUGUCACUGCUCAAAACAAAUUUUUAGCUGGAACCUUUUUUCUGUCCAGCAAUUAUGAAAUAUCAUAUUCCUAUUUAAAAAGGAAAAUCAAAAAGUUAUCUUACUGUGUGAAUUCCUGUACUAAAUAAAUCUAUUAAAAUUCGACUCAUUUAGUGAAAAGGGUAUAAUAAUAUUGAAGGUGUAAACCCAGUUGGUCUAAGAAGUUUAGGUUUAAGUGAAGAAAUGCACCAUGUUAAUGUUGUUGAGUGAAGGCUGAUAUAAAUCUCGCCAGUCUGUUUGAGCAGUUUAAAAAGACAAAUCAUAUUGAACUCAAAAUCAGGGUUGUAAAGAGCAGCAAAGAAAUUAUUCGUUCAUGUCUGUGCCAAGUUUCUAUUCACAAAUUAUAUGAAAUACAAAGCAAUUUCAACAUUUGUUGUAGUAUUGGCCGUUGGGCUUUCAAAAUGUGGUCAUUUUUAGGAGGUUCACUAUCAAGAUGUGGUCAUCUCUAGGUAAAGUCAGUGAAAACUAGAACAAAUAGCGGUAAGAACAAAAUUGUCAGUUUUGAAGUGAAGUUCCUUGAAUAAAUGGCCAUGAGGAAAUUGUGUACAAGUGAAUAAUCUCAACCCUUACUUUGAAAUGCACAGAACUUUUUUUUUUUUGGACCAAAUUUAAGGUACUGUGGGUGGCCUUGUUAUUGUCAGCUUUUUAAUAAUAAUAUUAUGAUGUAGAAAAAAAUACAGUAAAUGAUCUGACUACUGGACCUUUGUCCAGUAGAUUUGUUGUGGUGUAUUUACUUUAUGUAAAGGGGAGGUAGUGUGGGCCCUCUGUAACUGUAUACAACAGUUACUGUGUCAUUUUGAAUUUUUAGUUUUAGUAAUUGGAGAUCCCUGCCCAUUGUUGGACCCUAGGCUUUACUAUUAUCAAAUGACAGAAGAGGAAUGCAACACAUGCCAAGGUUAUGUACCAUUGACUCACUUCGAAGUGGUUAUGUGAUUUAGAAUUGGAACCAAAAAAGACCAGGGCCCAGUUGUUGCAAAGACCGAUUAGCACUAAACCAGGGUUAGAUUUUAACCCGCGUUUCUUUUUCCUUUUAAUCAAAAGCAUUUUGUCAGAUAAUCUUCUCUUUUCUUUUUUAUGUAUCAAAUCACCAAAUUGUAGACAAAAGGAAUUCAAAUGAAUUUGUUUUUAUAACUUUCAUAUCUGAAUUCAUAUUUCGUACUAACCUUGGGUUAUCUUAACCCAACUUUGAACAACCCAGCCUGGAAGGAUAAAUGCUGCAUGUUAAUUUGUUUCACCGCCUUAGUUUUUUCUUUAUGGCUUUAAACUUUUCAUGAUCCAAGGCCAACUCAGAGCUUCUGUAACCCAAUAGGGGUCUGUUCAUUUUUUAUGGGGGGUGGAGGGGGGAGGCUUUAUCAGGUGGGAUUUGACUGGUAGCUCCUAUAUAUGAAGACCCUCUCUUCAUCAGAAAUUUUUUUGGGAAGCCGCAACCCCGCUCCUUGUACCCCAAGAUCAAAUAACCAGGAUUCAGGUGAAUUUUAGCCAGCAAAAAUGCUAUGACUUUUUGGAUUGAAUGGGUAGUACUUAAUGAACAGUAAAACUCAAAUCAACAUUAAAAUCAGUGAAACUCAAACUCAGGGUUACAAACAACAGAGUAAGAAAAAUUAGCCUUUCAUAAAUUUGUCAGCUGAGUUAAUGUUCAAAUAAAAUUGUGAGCAGUUUCACCAUAUUUUGUUGUAGUAUUGACUGUUGGGCUAUCAAAAUGUGGUCAUUUUUAGGAAGCCCGCCAUCGAGAUGUGGUCAUCUCUAGGUGGGCAGUCAAAACUACAACAAAUACCGCUUAAACUAAAAUUGUUGGUUUUAAUUUGAAUUAGUUUGUUGGUUAAAUGGCCAUGAGGAAAAUUAUGUACAAGUGAAUAAUCACAACCCUGAGUUUGAAAUCCACAAAACUUUUUAUUUUGGACCAAAUUUGAUUUUUUAGUAUGAUGUACAAAAAAUACAGUAAAUGAUCUGACUACUGGACCUUUGUCCAGUAGAUUUGUUGUAGUGCAUUUACUUGUAUAAUAAAGGGGAGGUAGUGUGGGCCCUCGAUCUGUACGGUAUAGAACAGUUACUGUGUGAUUUUGAAUUUCUAGUUUUAGUACUUGGACAUUCUUGCCCAUCCUUGACCCUAGGCUUUAUUAUUAUCAAAGGACAGAAGAGGAAUGCAACACAUUCCCAGGUUGUGUACCAUUGACUCACUUCAAAGUAGUUAUGUGAUUUAAAAUUACUGGACCCUAAAAAAGACCGGGGCCCAGUUGUUCCAAAGACCGAUUAGCACUAACCCAGGGUUAGAUUUUAACCUGCGUUUCCUUUUCCUUUUAAUCAAAAGCAUUUUGUCAGAUAAUUUUCUCUUUUCUUUUUUAAGUAUCCAGUCACCAAAUUGUAGACAACAGUAAUUCAAAUCAAUUUGUUUUUGAAACUUUCAUAUCUGAAUUCAUAUUUCGUACUAACCUUGGGUUAUCUUAACCCAGCUUUGAACAACCCAGCCUGGAAGGAUAAAUUCUGCAUGUUAAUCUGUUCACCACCUUAUUUUUUUCUUUAUAGCUUUAAACUUUUCAUGAUCCAAGGCCAACUCAGAACUCCUGUAACCCAAUAGGGGUCUGUUCAUUUUUUAUGGGGAGGGGAUGGGGGGGGAGGCUUUGUCGGGUGGGAUUUGACCAGUAGCUCCUGUAUAUGAAGACCCUCUCUUCAUCAGAAUUUUUUGGGAUGCCACAACCACGCUUCUUGUAUCCCAAGAUCAAAUAACCAGGAUUCAGGUGAAUUUUAGCCAGCAAAAAUGCUAUGACUGUUUUGGAUUGAAUGGAUAGUACUUAAUGAACAGUAAAACUCAAAAUCAACAAUAAAAUCAGUGAAACUCAAACUCAGGGUUGCAAACAACAGAGUAAGAAAAAUUAGCCUUUCAUAAAUUUGUCGGCUGAGUUAAUGUUCAAAUAAAAUUGUGAGCAGUUUCACCAUAUUUUGUUGUAGUAUUGACUGUUGGGCUAUCAAAAUGUGGUCAUUUUUAGGAAGCCUGCCAUCGAGAUGUGGUCAUCUCUAGGUGGGCAGUCAAAACUACAACAAAAACUGGUUAAACUAAAAUUGUUGGUAUUAGUUUGAAUUAAGUUUGUUGGUUAAAUGGCCAUGAGGAAAUUAUGUACAAAUGAAUAAUCACAACCCUGAGUUUGAAAUCCACAAAACUUUUUAUUUUGGACCAAAUUUGAUUCGUUCUGUAAAAAGACUAACGGAAGAAAUUUGUGACUGUAAAAUUGUCAAAAAAAUUAACUGGUUUCUGAUUCCUUUAAAUUAAGAUGACAGUGCAUAUAAAACAGUUAACAGGAAAGAUGCAUGUAAGGGGUUGGACCUCUGGGCGGAGUCUCACAGCGUGUACAAAAUUUUAUUGUAACAAUGUAAUGUUACAGUUGAGAUUGGAAAUUUACUUUAGUCACAAAACGAAUCAAACAUAUGGGAAAUGUCACAUGCACAUCACCUUUGACUGUCAGCAAAUGAUAUGCAGUUCACUAUAUUUGCUCCCCUUGCAAAUAUGGAUAAUUAUGAUACAAAUGUUCAAAUUUAUGAUACAGCCAAAUGUCUAGAAAUUUAUUGUUUUUGCUCUUAAGGCAAAUACCAAUAAAUCACAUGCAAAAGUGUUCUUUUGGUAUCCUGGAAAAACAAGAGCAAACACCUCUGCAAAUUAGGGGUUUUGCAAUAUUUUUGCCUGCAUUUGAAGUACAGUGAAAACUGUCAUUUUUGCCAAGGAUGUAAAUUUGAGUAAAUUGGUAGAAAUGUUGAAGAUUUGCCGAUGCUGCAAAUAUGUAUCAAAUUUGUAUCAAACCAUUACAUUUACUUGACUUUUGCGUAUCAAUACCUAUCUAGCAAAUAUAUGUAUUUGCCCACACUUUGGCCGACAGCGCAAAUGUAAUGCAAAUUUGGAGCUCCAAAUUUACCACAUAUUUGCACCUUUCGCAAACAUUAGUAAAUCCGUUUUUUCGUCCAGUGUUAAAAACUUUACGAGACUUCUGGAUCGCUGAACUGGAAGGAGGAGAUGAGAAUAAUUUAGUGACCGUAAACUCCAACGGUAACACAGAGGUGUUAAAGUUUGAAUCGGUAACCGUUAACUUCUAUUCCUCCACAAAAACUUUACAAGUGCAAGGCUCACAAAAGGAUCAGUGUGUAAAAAAGCUUCGGAAUAUUGCCGAAAAAGGAACUAAAUCUCAAGAUACUCUGAUCGAAGUAACGCCUAACAGUAGAAGUGCUGAGAUUACUGAACCAGUGUUGAAUUUGAAACCAACAAGUGAUCACGAUGACCGU